CUGCGAAUGCGCAUUUCUGCAUUCCACACCCCAAAAUGGCCAUAAUUACAAGAAAACGGAAGGCUGCAACGCGCGAAGUACCAGUAGACAAUUUCUCUGACGAGGAAUUGGCAGAUGGUCUUUUGGAAGGCAUCUUGUCGCACAGCGAGGACGAGUCUGGCGAGAGCCAGAACGAAGAUGAGGAGGAGAGUAUAGGAAGCAGCGACAUCGAGGGUCUCUCCGAUGAGGAUGAGGAGGAUAUUGAUAGCGAUGAGAUACCCUCCGAUAGUGAAGAAGCUGUCCGCAAGCAAAUACGAGACCUCAGCACUUCAGACAAGCCGUUGAAGAAGAAAACCUCAGGCUUGACCCACGAGCAAGACCUCAAUGGCGAUGCUGAGGCAAACGACCACCUCGAUUCCGAUGACGACGACAGGCCCAAUUACACCGUCACCACCGAUGCCAAUGGCAACACACGCUACAUCUACAAAGAGAUCGAUCCUGUGUACGACUCCGACGAGUCCGAUGCACCAGAGACUACGAACACCAUCGGCAACAUUCCCCUCAAAUACUACGAUAAUUACCCACACAUAGGCUAUGAUAUCAAUGGAAAGAAGAUCAUGCGCCCUGCAAAGGGAGAGGCUCUCGAUGCGCUUCUCGACAGCAUCGAUCUUCCUAAGGGCUGGACUGGUCUCACUGAUCCGGCCACUGGAAAGCCGCUGCAACUGUCGGAAGAGGAAUUGGACGUUCUCCGACGAGUCACUAGGAACGAGAUACAUGAGGAUGGUUAUGACCCGUACCCAGAGAUGAUCACCUACUUCUCUGGUAAGGAGGAAAUCAUGCCUCUGAGCGCUGCUCCUGAGCCCAAACGACGAUUCGUGCCCUCUAAGCAUGAAGCCAAGCGAGUAAUGAAGAUUGUCAAGGCUAUAAGAGAAGGCAGGAUUCAACCAUACAAGGAACCGACUGGAGACGAAGAGCAGGAGGAGGAGCAACAGUUUAGCUAUGAUGUUUGGGCAGACGAGACACCCCGACCGGAACACUCCAUGCACAUUGCCGCACCCAAAUUGCCCCCACCAGGCUACGACCAGAGUUACCAUCCCCCAGCCGAGUAUCUACCCGACAAAGCAGAGAUUGCCGCUUGGGAGGAAGAGGAUGAAGAAGACCGCGAGCGGGAGUAUCUGCCUCGAAAUCACGAGGCACUACGAAAAGUCCCAGGAUACGAUAGGUUCGUCAAGGAACGAUUCGAGCGCAGUUUGGAUCUCUACCUGGCACCACGUGUACGCAGAAACAAGCUCAACAUCGACCCAGAGUCGCUGUUGCCUAAGCUGCCCAAUCCCGAUGAACUCAAGCCCUUCCCAUCCACCUGCGCCGCCAUCUUCCGUGGCCAGGAGGGCCGCGUGCGCAGCGUCUCCAUUGACUCUCGAGGCAUCUACGUUGCUUCCGGAGGAGAUGAUGGCUAUGCACGCAUAUGGGAGAUCCUUACCGGCAGGCAGGUAUGGAACGUCAAGCUGUCUGACGAGGAUGCUGUCGAUUCUGUGAGCUGGAGGCCAGGCAAAGACGCUGCCGUGCUGGCCGCCGCUGCCGGAGAGACCAUCUACCUCAUCGUUCCGUUUACCAUUCUCACGCCUGACGUCGAGCAAGCUGGACGAGAUCUGCUGGAUGCUGGAUGGGGCUACGCAGCCACAAAACCGCAGACCAGCGGCGCCAUCACCAAAGAGCCCCCAGCGAAGUGGAGCCGCCCCGGGACCAAGCUCGAAAACAAGGGUGUGCUGGUCCAGGCCACUGUCCGAUCUACCAUCAAGGUGGUCAACUGGCACCGAAGGGGCGAUUACUUCGCGACCGUCUCACCGCGCGGCCAGAGCAGCUCUGUCGCCAUCCACACCGUGUCGAAGCACCUCACACAACUGCCCUUCCGCCGACUCAAGGGUCUGGCGCAGUCCGCACAGUUCCACCCGAGCAAGCCCAUCUUCUUCGUUGCGACCAGGAACACAAUCCGCAGCUACGAUCUCGCCAAGCAGGAGCUCGUCAAGAUCAUCCAGCCCGGCGCCAAAUGGAUCUCGUCGUUCGACGUGCACCCCGGCGGCGACAAUCUCAUCGUCGGCACGUACGACAAGCGUCUUUUGUGGCACGACCUCGACCUCUCCAACAAACCCUACAAGACUCUUCGAUAUCACCAGGAGGCCAUCCGUGCCGUCGCGUACCACCAAGGUGGGCUGCCUCUCUUCGCCGACGCCAGCGACGACGGAAGUCUCCAGAUUUUCCAUGGCAAGGUGGUGGGAGAUCUCAUGGAGAACGCUACUAUUGUUCCAUUGAAGGUGCUCCGAGGCCAUCAAGUCAAGAGCAGGCUAGGAGUCAUGGAUGUGCAAUGGCAUCCGAGGGAGCCAUGGUGCGUUAGUGCGGGUGCGGAUGGGACGUUGAGAUUGUGGAAUUAGGCGGAGGUCCGGGGUUGAAACCAAAAAAGUACAGAAGUCUUGUUAGAUAGAGAUACUAUACCAACCUGCAUGCUGGGGC
Aaosphaeria arxii CBS 175.79 is the source of this 2487-nucleotide messenger RNA. RefSeq names its product ribosome biogenesis protein ERB1. Gene Ontology annotation, cellular component: preribosome, large subunit precursor; PeBoW complex. The coding region runs from base 36 to 2408 and encodes 790 amino acids. NCBI's taxonomy places the organism in Eukaryota, Fungi, Ascomycota, Dothideomycetes, Pleosporales. The record is from RefSeq and is a predicted model, not a curated record. Gene Ontology annotation, biological process: ribosome biogenesis; maturation of LSU-rRNA from tricistronic rRNA transcript (SSU-rRNA, 5.8S rRNA, LSU-rRNA). Gene Ontology annotation, molecular function: protein binding; ribonucleoprotein complex binding. The transcript has a single exon.